AUGAUAUUAAAUUUCUUCACCUUCACACCCCCUGGAUUUCUUACCCUCUCCCCUACAUCACAAGAUGGCCAUCUCCACCACCGCUCCAAGACCCCCAUCCUAAACCCAAACCCAAGCCCCCUCAUCGAGCCUCCGAAACCGAAGAAGAAAGAGCUGCUCGCCACCGCGCACAUCAUGAAAAACGACGUCAAGAAAGGAGGUCCACUCCCCGAUACGAUGAUUCCGAGCGUGGAGAUAGGAAGAACGAGAGAGGUGGAUAGGGGAAAGAGUGAUAAACCUGAGAAAGAAGAAAAACAAGGACUUUUCACUAAAUCAUCACCCUCGCCCGCUCCUAAAACCCUAUCUCCCACAGCAAAAGAAAUCGAAGAAUGCAAUCUCGCCGAAGCAAAAAAAGCUACACAUCGCCCAACGAGCCCGCGAAGAACGCACCAAAGAGAACAAGAGAGGAAAGCCCAUGCUCUCUCAGCCGAGAAAGCUCAAAAAGAGAAAGAAGAACGCGAUCGUAUUUCACGACAGAACCUCUUACUCCAGCGCGAAAAGGAAAAGGAAAAAGAGAGAGAAAAAGAAAGAGAAGAAAAUCUCCGUCGCGAAUCCAUCCGUAAAACCACCGAAGAGCGACUCGCGCGGGAGAAGAAAGAACAAGAGAGAAAUCAUACUCUCCAAAAAGAACGAGCCGAAAAAGAACUUCGAGCUCGAGAGCAAGAAAACACUCGACGCAUGCAAAAAAGAACGAGCGGAAAGAGAACAUCAAGCACAACUUGCGCGAGAAGAAAAGGCCACGUCAAGAUCGAGAACGAGAAAAAAUAG
Botrytis sinoallii is the source of this 807-nucleotide messenger RNA. RefSeq lists its product as uncharacterized. The record is from RefSeq and is a predicted model, not a curated record. The transcript is spliced from 2 exons. Bases 1 to 807 code for a protein of 268 amino acids. NCBI's taxonomy places the organism in Eukaryota, Fungi, Ascomycota, Leotiomycetes, Helotiales, Sclerotiniaceae.